AUGUCCAUUGAUAAGGGCAAAAAUUUGGUUGAGGGGCCUUCGAGAUGCCCUAAUGAUCAAAUGGCAACAGUGCCAAGCCGAUACGAGGCCCAGAAGCGAAGGGAUUGGAACACUUUUGGGCAGUACUUAAGGAACCAGAGGCCACCUGUGCCCCUCUCCCACUGCAACGGCAACCAUGUGCUAGACUUCCUCCAAUACCUCGACCAGUUCGGGAAGACUAAGGUUCAUUUACAAGGUUGUCUGUUCUACGGGCAGCCGGAGCCUCCCGCUCCUUGCAACUGCCCGCUCAGACAAGCCUGGGGAAGCCUUGAUGCGCUCAUAGGCCGCCUGAGAGCUGCGUACGAGGAGAACGGCGGCUCGCCGGAUACUAACCCUUUUGCCUGUGGUGCAAUUAGGGUUUAUCUCCGGCAAGUGAAGGAGUGCCAGGCCAAGGCAAGAGGGAUUCCCUGCAAGAAGAAGAAGAACAAAAUGGGGACUCAGAGCCCCAGCCCAGAUGAUGAUGCUGUGUGGAAGAUGAGUACUGAUGAUAAUAGGGCUGGCUGGCUUAGAGACGUUGAUGCCAAAUACUGCUCCUCUUUUCCUGUAAGUAAAAAGAUAGCCAUGGCAUUGUGUAGGUUAUGGAGGUGCCCUUUACUUGAUAGCCAUGGUGUUGUGUAG
Molecule: messenger RNA, 657 nt
Organism: Diospyros lotus (date-plum)
Lineage: Eukaryota; Viridiplantae; Streptophyta; Magnoliopsida; Ericales; Ebenaceae
Product: protein LIGHT-DEPENDENT SHORT HYPOCOTYLS 10-like
Exons: 2
Coding region: 1-657 (218 amino acids)
Biological process (GO): response to light stimulus; mRNA transcription
Cellular component (GO): nucleus
Source: RefSeq, a predicted model, not a curated record